AUGGGGAGGAACAGAUGGGGAGAAACAGAGGUGGUCGCUUCCGCCACCACAAUCGAACAGCGUUUUGAUUCCCUCUCUGCUCCCCACUAUCCUCCCCCCAGCUCUCUCCCCGGCAUCUGUCCCCGUUCCCCCCAUCCUCUUCCCUGUUUUCCCCGUAUCCACUGCCGUGCUUCCCCCCAUCCUAUCCCCUCUUACCCCGUAUUCCCUGCCCUGCUUCCCCCCAUCCCCUUCCCUGCUUCCCCCCAUCCCCUUCCCUACUUCCCCCCAUCCCCUUCCCUGCUUCCCCUCAUCCCCUUCCCUGCUUCCCCUCGUCCCCUCCCCUACUUUCCCCCAUCCCCUUCCCUGCUUCCCUCCAUCACCUUCCCUGCUUUCCCCCAUCCCCUGCCCUGCUUCCCCCCAUCCCCCUCCCUGCUUCCCCCCAUCCCCUUCCCUGCUUCCCCCCUUCCCUUUCCCUGCUUCACCCCAUCCCCUCCCCUGCUUCCCCCCAUCCCGUCCCGUGCUUCCCCCCAUCCCCUUCCCUGCUUCCCCCCAUCCCCUUCCCUGCUUCACCCCAUCCCCUUCCCUGCUUCCCCCCAUCCCCUUCCCUGCUUCCCCCCAUCCCCUUCCCUGCUUCACCCCAUCCCCUUCCCUGCUUCCCCCCAUCCCCUCCCCUGCUUCCCCCCAUCCCCUUCCCUGCUUCCUCCCUUCCCUUUCCCUGCUUCACCCCAUCCCCUCCCCUGCUUCCCCCCAUCCCGUCCCGUGCUUCCCCCCAUCCCCUUCCCUGCUUCCCCCCAUCCCCUUCCCUGCUUAACCCCAUCCCCUUCCCUGCUUCCCCCCAUCCCCUUCCCUGCUUCCCCCCAUCCCCUUCCCUGCUUCACCCCAUCCCCUUCCCUGCUUCCCCCCAUCCCCUCCCCUGCUUCCCCCCAUCCCCUCCCCUGCUUCCCCCCAUCCCCCUCCCUGUUUCCCCCCAUCCCCUUCCCUUCUUCCCCCCAUCCCCUCCCCUGCUUCCCCCCAUCCCCUUCCCUCCUUCCCCCCCUGCUGCCUCCCAUCACUCUCAUUCUCCUUCCUCCCGCACUCACACCUCUCAGUCCUCUCGCACUCUCUCUCUCCGUCCUCUCACACUCUCCUCCCCACCACCCUCAGCCCUCCUUCUCCUCACACCCACCCAUGUUCCCACCUGCCCUCCCCAUCCCUGCCUUUCCCUCCCUGCCCUGCCCUUCCCUUCUCCAUCCCUUCUCAAACCUUCCCUUUCAUGUCAUGCCCUCACCUUCCCCCUCAUCUUCCGCCCUCCAUUGUUCCCUUGGCACCUCACACCACCUCACACAAUUCUUUCUGCUUACUCCACUCUCCAAAUUUUCAGUGGUGAAGCAGAGGAGCAAGCUGAGGCGCAGCUAG
Molecule: messenger RNA, 1374 nt
Organism: Closterium sp. NIES-65
Lineage: Eukaryota; Viridiplantae; Streptophyta; Zygnematophyceae; Desmidiales; Closteriaceae
Source: the annotation of a GenBank genome assembly